Messenger RNA from Solanum dulcamara, 2313 nucleotides. RefSeq lists its product as uncharacterized. The coding region runs from base 616 to 1974 and encodes 452 amino acids. The transcript is spliced from 14 exons. Lineage: Eukaryota; Viridiplantae; Streptophyta; Magnoliopsida; Solanales; Solanaceae. Gene Ontology annotation, biological process: activation of GTPase activity. The record is from RefSeq and is a predicted model, not a curated record. Gene Ontology annotation, molecular function: GTPase activator activity.
UGAGUUACUAACUCAUGUAUGGAGGGAAAUUUGAGGGUACCAAGUCCUUGGAUUCCCCGUCUUCCUCGCAAAAUUUCUUCUACAGAGAAAAGAACCACAACACAACAAUGGGUAGAAAACGAAGACCCAAAAAAAAGUAAGGCCACAAAGACAACAAAUUUACAAGUUUUCAAAGCAUUAAACAGCCAAAUUUUUUUGUGUGUGGAUGUGUUGGGGGUUGCUAUUACAGAGAAUAAAUCAAACAAGAGUGUUAAAAAACAGAAAUUUUACAACAAGAAAGAAGAAAAAAAGAAAUCUUUUUUCCCCCACCACCACAACGCCACCACCCCAGCAAGAACAGCAAAAACAAAAGCAAGAAAGAAAACUCCAACAGAAAGUCCACUUUCUUGUUUUUUUUCCUUCAAGUUUUGUUUUUUUAAAGGUUUUUGUUGUUUGGGAGGCACCAGCAGAGAAAAAGAUUAUCUGGGUCACAUUUGUUUCUUGCCACCAGCAGAGCAAAGGGCUGUCUGGGUCAUAAUUACUUCUUGUUGAAAUUUUUGAUCUUGGUAAGGAGCUGCAGCUGGUGGGUGCUGGUUUUUUUGAGAUUGAUUUGAGUGGAUUUAUACUAUAUCAAAGAUGUCAACUUUAGAUAUUACAAAAAUGUGGAGGGAUCCUGGUGCUCCGGCUGAUUCAUUCUAUCAGGUUCGGCCGGAAUGUAAGGACAUUCCCAAGUCCAAAUUUAGAAUCAAGAAUGGGAAGACCUUAAGUGAAAGAAAAUGGCGUGCUGCGUUUUCUCCAGAAGGUUAUCUUGAUAUAGGCAAAACUCUCGGUCGAAUUCAUCGAGGGGGAAUUCAUCCAUCAAUUAGAGGUGAAGUUUGGGAAUUCUUACUUGGUUGCUAUGAUCCAAAGAGCUCAUAUGCAGAGCGAGAGGAUAUGAGACGACAACGGAGGACACAAUAUGCUAUACUAAAAGAAGAAUGCCGCACAAUGUUUCCGGUGAUUGGAAGUGGUCGAUAUAUUACUGCACCUGUAAUAACAGAAGACGGCGAUCCUAUUCUAGAUCCUUUAGUACUUCAAGAGGCAAAAGCAGCAAAAGAGGCAAAAGAAGCGACUUCAGGUGGUCAAGGAAAUGUAACAGGUGCUUCCGAUGAUUAUGAAAUGGUAAAGGAGCAUGACAAAAGAGUGAUAGAGUGGAAACUCUCUUUACACCAGAUAGGACUCGAUGUGGCUCGAACCGACAGAUCACUUGUCUUUUAUGAGAAACAAGAGAAUCUAUCGAAGCUUUGGGAUAUCUUGUCUGUUUAUGCUUGGUUUGACAAAGAUGUUAAUUAUUGUCAAGGGAUGAGUGAUCUUUGCUCUCCAAUGAUUAUUCUUCUCGACGAUGAAGCAGAUGCAUUUUGGUGCUUCGAACGUUUAAUGAGAAGACUGAGAGGAAAUUUCAGAUACACCGAGAGUUCUGUUGGAGUAGAAUCCCAGCUAAAUAAUCUAGCUUCAGUAACUCAAGUUAUUGAUCCCAAACUUCACCAACACUUAGAUAAAUUAGGUGGAGGUGAUUACCUGUUUGCUGUCCGGAUGCUCAUGGUUUUGUUCCGUCGAGAGUUUUCUUUUUGUGAUUCAUUAUAUCUUUGGGAGAUGAUGUGGGCGCUGGAAUAUGAUCCAGACUUGUUUCUUAUAUAUGAAGACCCUGAAUUAGUUGCGGAAAAAUCUGAAGAAUCUAAAUCAAAAUCAAAGUCACGCCAGGUUGGGAAAUAUGAGCGAGAAAACAUGAAAAAUGCAGGCAAAGCUGCUGAAGCCCCCCUCCCUAUUUCCGUUUUCCUCGUAGCCAGCGUCCUGAAAGACAAGAGUGAUAAAUUGCUAACAGAAGCAAGAGGACUGGACGACGUUGUUAAGAUAUUGAAUGAUGUUAACGGAAAUCUGGACGCUAAAAAGGCAUGCACCGGUGCAAUGAAACUUCAUAAGAAGUAUCUUAAAAAGGCGGCGAACACCAACAGGUAGCCGAGCCAAAAGAAACUGCUAGGUGAUUCAUAAACCAUGGAGCUCAUACCAAGGAGGCUCUAACAAGUUUGAUAUUUCGAUGUUUUUUGGCCAAGUCAAGGGACAAUGGCUGCUUUUGUAUACUGUGAUAUUGACUUAGUAAAGAGAAAUAUGUAAAUUGUAAAUUCUUUCUGGUUCCAUAGUUGGAACUACCAUCAUGUACAUGUAAUUAUUUUUUUUCCAAGUAGUAAAUGUGCCUCAAGGGUUGAUGUAUACAAAAACACUCUUCCAAAGCAUGUAUAAUGUGAAUUUUACUUUUGGAGAGCCAUGUCUAACAGAAUGCUGCUACUUAUAUGAAGA